Myripristis murdjan (pinecone soldierfish) is the source of this 864-nucleotide messenger RNA. RefSeq names its product trafficking regulator of GLUT4 (SLC2A4) 1a (gene trarg1a). Gene Ontology annotation, cellular component: membrane. NCBI's taxonomy places the organism in Eukaryota, Metazoa, Chordata, Actinopteri, Holocentriformes, Holocentridae. The coding region runs from base 454 to 864 and encodes 136 amino acids. The record is from RefSeq and is a predicted model, not a curated record. The transcript is spliced from 2 exons.
GGGAAAGACAGGCACAGGAGCUCCUCUGACUGAUGUGUUCCUCCUUGGAUGGAUGGAGAGGAGGGAAGGAUUUUUUUUGUAUCAGAGGCGUUCUGGAAAAUGAAUCAAACUGCGGAUGUGUGAUGAAGGAAAUCCCGAUUCAAGAGGAGGAAUGAUGUAUAUAUCUAUUGGAAGCACACUACUUCUGUGCCUUCUCUGAUUGCUAGUUUACGGGGUAGAUCCAUUACGCCCGAGCUUUCCAAGGCACAUCACCUUUCAGUUAAUCUAACUUUUAUUCAUGUGGCGAUACAGUGACCACAUCCCCUGGUUAUUUAAUCAAAGUUAAGAUUGUAAUUUAAGGGGAAGAAAUAAUAGUGCAAUAUCAUGGAAAAUUAGAGCCUCUUGGCCACUAACCAAUUAGAAACUCCAGUAUUCUGUUUCUGAUUUUAAUUCGUUAUUUUCUGACACGUGAACAUGGCCAUCAACACGGACACCGACUUUGAGAAAUCCAACUUGGGCGAGGGCAGAGGAGGCGCCCAGCCCGCCGAGACGGAGAAACUUCUGGCCGUGACCACCGAGCCGGGGGGCAAUGGCAUGAAAAUGUCCUCGUCCUUCACCGUCAGCAUGGGCAGCGACAAGAGCCUGGAGACUGACCAGAACGGCCACAGUGUCCCGCUGAGGUCGGGCUCUGCCGGGCAGCUGGCCGCCGCCCCCCUCUCCCCGUCCCGGGUCAGUCUCAGCCGCACCUCCUCCACCGGGAACGCUGCCGUCCAGGAGACCCCGCCACCCCGGGACUACCUCCUCCUGGUCAUCAUCUCCUGCUUCUGCCCCGUCUGGCCCGUCAGCAUCGUCGCUCUGGUCUAUUCUAUUAUGGUGAGUGUGUGA